CGUUGGCUUGGCAAAACAACGAGUUCUCCUCCAUCCUCUGCUGUUGUCACUUCGACAAGUCGGUGCUCAAUCAAAUACUCACCGAAAUGUCGGGUUCCCAGAAGAUUUUCAAGCGCAUCUGUCUGACGACUUUGGUUCUUUUCUUGACUCUGAACGGCAACAAAAUCGCCGUCCACGGAUCUUCGAGUGGCUCACCUGUGCAGGCCUGUGUUGACAUGGUGCCAGACCAUCACGUCGAUGCUCAGACCAGUGCUUCCCCCUUCGUGACGACACCCUCAGUGACUUCGGCUGGUAAUGAUUCCACAAUUACAUUGACGUUGGCUCCGGUUAAAACUGGCAUCGCAUUCAAAGGUUUUCUUAUCAUGGGCUUUAACAACGCCAAUCAUACAGAAGGACCCAUUGGAUCCUUUUCGUCAAUCAGCAAUGGACAAAUUAUUGACUGCCCAGGAGGGUCUCCCAAGAACGCUGCCACUCAUAGCAAUAGCGACAACAAGACUUCCGUAACUGUGGACUGGACCGCUCCUGCGCAAUUUGUCGGAACUGUUUUAUUCAAGACAACCUAUGCUGAAAAUGGUGGUAUCUUUUGGGUAGCUACCCCGUCGGCCCCCGUCACCUUCGUUUAAUUAAAAUCUGUUGGUUUUAUACUGGAAAAAGAAAAUACAACAUUCUAUUUUAUAAAU
Molecule: messenger RNA, 680 nt
Organism: Daphnia pulicaria
Lineage: Eukaryota; Metazoa; Arthropoda; Branchiopoda; Diplostraca; Daphniidae
Product: putative defense protein 3
Exons: 5
Coding region: 87-623 (178 amino acids)
Molecular function (GO): oxidoreductase activity, acting on metal ions
Source: RefSeq, a predicted model, not a curated record